Molecule: messenger RNA, 891 nt
Organism: Schistosoma turkestanicum
Lineage: Eukaryota; Metazoa; Platyhelminthes; Trematoda; Strigeidida; Schistosomatidae
Source: the annotation of a GenBank genome assembly
CGGCAAAUGAAUAUCUGACCUUUUCCAAGGUGGUCGUGUAGUACAGGUCAGUUCUCAUUUAAUGGCCUAAUGGUAUGUAAAGAAAACUGUAUAGAUAUUACGACAUUCGAGUGACUUCAAAUUAAUGGGAAAAAAUCCUGUGAAAAAACACCGGACAUGUGUGAAGAAGCCAGUUCGCAAGAAUAAUAUUUCCCGUUCCGAAUCCCUUAAAAGAGAUUUAGAACGUUAUGGAAAAGUGGGUGGAUUGUUUGAUAAACGUCUGGGUAGUCGUAAUGUCACUCUAACUGAAUCAGAAAAAUCUUUGCAAAGGCAUAUCGUCGAAAAAUUGAGACAACUUGAUAACGUUUCUUUGGAAAGUGUCGAUGAUAAAGAUCCUUUAUUCAAGGCAGCAUUUGAUUCAAGUGUACCAGCUCGAAAACUAUGCACGGCUAAUGAUGUGGAAGGCGGAAUCGAAGGUCAUAUAGUGGAAAACAUCUUCUUCACUAAUGGUUUUACCGGUAAUAAACCGGCGCAAAAUUUCAAAGAAGCUCUGGCAGAUAAAAUUGCAGCUUCGAAAUUAGAGAGAUUGAAACGUGUUGAAGAAAAUGAAGAACAACGUGAGCGAUUAAAGGUUGUUAAUGACGAGUGGACCAAAAGCAUACGUUUUCUCUUGAGCAAAAUCCAUGGCAUAAAGAAACGUCCAACAACAGCAAAUCAGCAAAAAAAUAAUAAGAAUGUCUCUCGUUUACUAGAAGCAUUGAGUACCGAUAAAAAAGUAUUGCCUAUCGGCUUUUCAAAUACCCAAAACCCACAAGAACAACUCUUCAGGCUUCAGGAUAUGGUGAACGCUCGCAAGUCUACGUGAGUUUUAAGUUUCUUUUUGUGAUAAUAAGUUGUAGUAACAUUUUUCUC